ACCGACAAGUGGUGGGAGCUCUUAUGCGUUAUUCGUUUGAAGAGACCGUUGAUAUACUUGCAAUAGCGGGAACCGGUGCAUUUGAUGUAAUGAUUCAACUAUGAUUUCGUUGAUAAUUCCAUUCUUUUGUUGCUUUUUGGGAACAUUGAGAAUGUCGCUUCGCAAAACAGUGGAAGCUUCUGGCAACAAGCAACAAGGAAGUUGUUGCUUGUCAGUGCUAAAGGGCGUUGGUCACUACUUACGGCUACGAGGGAAAGUGUUUUGCAAUCUGUCAGUGACGCAAGGUCAAUAAUAGAAUUCAGUGUGAUAUACUUUCGCUUUAUUCUAAUUGUGUUUCUAAUGCGUGCUGCCCCA
This is a messenger RNA of Cylicocyclus nassatus, 354 nucleotides long. NCBI's taxonomy places the organism in Eukaryota, Metazoa, Nematoda, Chromadorea, Rhabditida, Strongylidae. The record is from the annotation of a GenBank genome assembly.